Molecule: messenger RNA, 1002 nt
Organism: Schistocerca nitens (vagrant locust)
Lineage: Eukaryota; Metazoa; Arthropoda; Insecta; Orthoptera; Acrididae
Exons: 3
Coding region: 224-799 (191 amino acids)
Source: RefSeq, a predicted model, not a curated record
GUAACUUCUCUCGCAGUGUAGUGCGAUCCCCCGGCUGCAGUCUCUGCCUUGCUGCAGGACCACUAAUGCUGUUGCCACAAUGUAAUUCCAUCGUGUGAUGAACGUAGUCCCAGCACUUGCGUCUUAGUUCGUCGAAAAGGUCUUAUCUCUAGGAACCCUGUCCUCUGCAGUAGGAAGUAGCAGCGCCGUAUAAAGGAGACCACAGUUUCCGCCUCCGGCCGCAAUGAUGAAGACUCUGGUGAUCGUCCUGCUGUUGGCAGCUGCUGGAUCCGCAACAGUGGCGCAGUACGCACGCUACGAGGAGGUGGUGCGCAACCCCAAGGAAACGGACCUGCUGUACGGCUCCACCUUAGGACAUCGCAACGAGACGUGGUACUUCACCACCGCAGCCACCCUAACGUCCAUCAUCAUCCCAUCGCAGAUCAACUUCUGCGGCUCAGGUCCAUUGGCGAAUGGAAUGUACGACGAGGCGGUUGACCUUUUCGUGUACGAGACGAAACUCGCGAGCAGUGCGGCCGCGGUGAAGACGUACUUGGUAGCGUCUGGGUCCUUCAAGGGCGCCGUCAGCUACGGCCAGGAGCUGGACAUCCCGCUGUGGAACUCCACACUCAGUCGUGCUCCACGUGUCCAGAGUUACAUCAACCCCAGCAGCGGCUACAAGUACACGCUCAACAUCGUCUUCAAGACGACCGGCAUAUACCCGUGGUACACGACGAGGUCUCUGUCCACCUACUCCAUCGUCCAUGCUGGAACGAAUGUACCUGGUAUUGCUAUCGGACUGUCGUACGCUCUUGGCUAAAGGGUCAUGCCAAAUCAGGCCGUUACAGUUGUCAAAAACUCUGAUAAUAAAUUGAAGCUGAGCUGCAGACCAAGACAGCAGGCAUAUUUCGAUUGUUUUGUGUAAGCAUUAAGUCUGCUGACCAUGCUGUUUCAUGUAGGAAACUCAAAGCGAACUCCCUUUUCUAUCUGUACUUCAUUAAAAGUUGAUUCGUAAAAAUCUUA